CUCAGUAUAAUGUAGUAGUUACGCUCUCCUACUUUACCAGUGCGUGCGAGUUCAUGGAAGUCACUAUGUCUAGGUUUUAGUGGGUUUUGCGGAGGUUCCGUUCUGACAAAUUUAUUUCUAUUAACCUUCGAAUUACUUUUUAAUUAACAAAUAUGGAACUUUUAAAAGUGGCUUUGAACAUAGUGUUUGUUCUACAUAUUUUUAAGGGCUAUGUCAUUGCUCAGCCGAAGAAGGUGGAUCCAACUGGGGGUAAAGAACAAGAGCUGAGAAUGAUGCUCAAAACUGUACUGGAACAAAACAGGAGACUUGUGUUACAGAACAACAGAUUACAACAGGUAUGGUUCGGAAUGCAACAGAUGUGUAAGGCCCUCACAAUGUCAACAUGUGACUGUAAUGGUCCCCAAAUCAACAACUCAAAUGUGAAUAAACCAUACACAGUAAACAAUAAAUCAGUGAAAAAACCAAGUUUACCUUAUCAGCCAGCAUUGCCCCUUCAAGUGAUGUCGAUAAGAUCAGAAGGGGUCAGUUCAGACCCUACUACUAUCACGAUCAUAUAUGCUGCCACACCUGACCACACAACAGAAUGGAUCGGCCUGAGAACAAAUGGCGGAAUGUGGAGAACAACUGGUACAAGAACACAGACUAUACCCGCAAGCAAAUUAUAUACCUCCACCGUUAAUGUUGACCAGCUGCGAUCUAUGCGUCAGAUGUUCUUCCGUUUAUACAAUGAUGAAGAAUCCGUUAAUGUGCGAUUCAAUCUGACAGAAAUCGAAAAGCCGCAACAACAAAACGUCACAGCACCCACUGCAGGUCUACUUCAGGUCAACAGCAGUUACAUGGCACCUCUGGAUUCAGAUUUGAAUAUCACAGCUAUCGUAAAUAAAAAUACCCGAGACUUCAAUGAACUUGCUUUUGUGGAGGUCUUCUUUACAGGUCUAAACACAAGUGCUGGUCCACCAGCAAUAUUUGAAAUAAUGAACUUCAAUUCAGAGGGUCUGGGUCUAAGUAUGUCACGCCGGACUGAUAAAACAUCAAAUAUGGAUAUAACCCUCAGAUACCCGUACGUGCAGUAUGGCGGAAUACUAACAGUACGCAUGCCAUAUCGCGAGUCAAUGACAGGAAUGGUUGAAGAACUGUACUACGGACCUUUCAUUAAGAUAUAUGCGCCAGAUGCCAAGGACGUUGUACCUAACAACACAUUAGGUAUAUUUCCACUCUCAAGAAAAACAAUUAUUUUCCCUCCAACACAGAGUAUGAUAUGCGCAGCGAUGGGAAACCCUCGACCUAAUGUAACAAUCCUACAAAUUGUUAAUGGCGGUAAAACAAAGGAAAUUCCAACGGAAACUGUCAUUUUAGACAGCUACAUGAACAUGAAAGUACUAACAAUGUCAGCCAAGCAACCAAGAAGGACAGAGGGCCGUUAUGUUUGCAGGGCAACAAAUGGUAACCAGACAAUAGAUACGCCAACAGAAGUUGUCGUUCUUAAUCCAGCAGUGUUUGAUGAAACCAAGACCGGAGUGUCGAAAAACGCCAGCAAGAUAGUUGUUAUAUCUUGUAAGGCAAGGGGAAAACCGAAACCAGAGCUGUCCCUUCGCUUAUAUGAUGAAUACGGUCCCGAUCUUAUCAAAACAGGAAUGUAUAAGGUUUGGAGAUCAGACCCAAAUAAGUACACGUCUCGGGUGACCUUAACCAUCUCGCCUGUAGAUGAUCCCGACAUACACACAGUGUAUUGUAUGGCGAGUCAGGGAGGCCCGAACGGAGCAUUUGAAGUUAGCCGUAAAAUCAAUGUUUUCCCGGCCGAAAAAGAAAAUAACUGGGACUUUUACCAACGUGUGAAAGAUCUGCAAGUAGCUUAGGAAACCGGUUUGUGUAGCAAAAUGUUGAAACGAUCUUGCUGGAGGGAUAGGAGACAUUUGACAUAAUCCUUUGCUUGUAUGCGAAGACACUUUUCACCCACUGUCUCAUGUGAUAGUGACGUAGAGUACAAAUUAGUGACGUAGAAUACACAUUGUUUAAUUUCUGUAAUGGUAUUCUGUAAGUUCUCAGUUUUGUAAAUUAAUACAGAAAUAAAGGUACCAGAAGAA
Molecule: messenger RNA, 2084 nt
Organism: Mercenaria mercenaria
Lineage: Eukaryota; Metazoa; Mollusca; Bivalvia; Venerida; Veneridae
Exons: 7
Coding region: 153-1856 (567 amino acids)
Source: RefSeq, a predicted model, not a curated record